GUUAAGAAUAUAACUAUGACCCAUACUACUGUUCCUAAUUUACAUUAAUGAUAUUGACACCAGUGCAUACAGUAAACUGGUUAAAUUUGCAGGCGACACCAAGGUGGGUGGUGUAGCAGAUACUGGUCUAGCAGCGGAGAGGCUAUAACGGGAUCUGGAUUUAAUUAGCUACUGGGCUGAUACCUGGCAGUUUAAAUUUAACAUUGAUAAAUGUAAGGUAAUCCAUGCAGGGAGCAGAAAUAUAAAAUACAGAUAUUUUAUGGGUUCCACUGAAAUAAAGGUAACUGAUCAUGAGAAAGCCCUCGGUGUGUAUGUUGAUGCUUCCAUGUCCCACUCUCGCCAGUGUGGGGAAGCAAUAAAAAGGCCAAUAGGAUACAUUAAGCAGGGAAAAAGUGGGGAGUUUGUGGGUGUUAAUAUUGCGGGGUGACGUUCCUAUUAUGCCCGAUGCGCCUGCGUGUGUGCGGGGUUUUAAAUGUGUUCUUUUCCUAUGAGUGAAAUGUUUUUUGUUUCAUGUUAGAGUUAAGUUGUUUAUGCACUGAAUGUAUUAGUGUGGCAUUCUGUUCAGUAGAAUUUAACAAAUUGUAUUGUCCUGACGAGUACUGUUAUGGGGUGGGUUUUUUUAUUUUGGCCAAUCAUAUCUGUUUGAGAGAUUCCCGGAAAAAGAGGUGCACGUGCGCGGCGGCUGUGGAGUUUGUGCGGAAAGCCCAUACAUGAUUCUUUUACCCAGGACAAAACAGAAGGAGGCUGGAUAGCUCGGCGAACUGGUCGUAUUUGGGGUUCGGACUGUAACAUUAAUAAUUCGACCUUCACCUGGGUUUGUUGGGUUGCUGGACAGUCGCGGGGAGCAGGGUUAAGAUCAGUGAAAUUAAACUGCGUCAGCUGCCUGAAGUACAGCGAAGUUAAACUACCUGCACCAUCCGCCGAAGCUAGUGGGACCUCCGCUGGUUUUGGACCGAAACACUAGCCGGAGAAGUGGAUCAUUGUGCUUGCUGGACGUGGGCUUCUUCAUCGCUCUGGAGGUGUGAGCACUCCUGUUCAGUAAGAGCUCCAACGUGCACCAACCAGCCGGCAUAAAGGGAUGAUGUUCAGGCUUCUGCUGAUCCUCUGCCUUGGUCACUGUCUCCCUGCUGUCUUAGGGACAGAUUCAAGUUUCAACUGUCAUGUCGGAGGCACUGUCACUCUGCCCUGUGAUGGACCAGCAGCUACAGACACCAAUGAGGUUCAUGUUAUGUGGAUGUUUGAAGGCAGGCCUGCCUGUGAAUAUGAAAAUGGGAGCUGGUGUGAAAUUGGUCAUCAUGUGAAUCGAACUCGGCUUGGAUCCAUCCAACAGAACAACUUCUCUUUGGCAAUUAAUCCUGUCAGAAAAGAGGAUGACGGGGCGUAUGAGUGUCGAAUCAAUAGGACAGAUAUAAAAAGCAUUCGCCUCAAUGUUGAAGGUAAGUGACCCUUCUGAUGGUUCCCCUUCCCCCUUAAACCCCCUGAGACCCGUCUCUGUGGGGCAGAGCCUCCUACAGCUCAGUCUGCCCCCCGACCCGCAUGAACAGAACCGUGACCCAGAAGCUGAGAGCAGUAGGGAGCUCUCUGCAGGCCGCCUUUAUCCCCCGGCCCCCAGCUCUCUGCAGGCCGCCUUUAUCCCCCGGCUCUCUGCAGGCCGCCUUUAUCCCCCGGCUCUCUGCAGGCCGCCUUUAUCCCCCGGCCCCCAGCUCUCUGCAGGCCGCCUUUAUCCCCCGGCUCUCUGCAGGCCGCCUUUAUCCCCCGGCCCCCAGCUCUCUGCAGGCCGCCUUUAUCCCCCGGCUCUCUGCAGGCCGCCUUUAUCCCCCGGCCCCAGCUCUCUGCAGGCCGCCUUUAUCCCCCGGCCCCCAGCUCUCCGCAGGCCGCCUUUAUCCCCCGGCCCCCAGCUCUCUGCAGGCCGCCUUUAUCCCCCGGCUCUCUGCAGGCCGCCUUUAUCCCCCGGCUCUCUGCAGGCCGCCUUUAUCCCCCGGCCCCCAGCUCUCUGCAGGCCGCCUUUAUCCCCCGGCUCUCUGCAGGCCGCCUUUAUCCCCCGGCCCCCAGCUCUCUGCAGGCCGCCUUUAUCCCCCGGCUCUCUGCAGGCCGCCUUUAUCCCCCGGCCCCAGCUCUCUGCAGGCCGCCUUUAUCCCCCGGCCCCCAGCUCUCCGCAGGCCGCCUUUAUCCCCCGGCCCCCAGCUCUCUGCAGGCCGCCUUUAUCCCUCGGCCCCCAGCUCUCUGCAGGCCGCUUUUAUCUCUCGGCCCCCAGCUCUCUGCAGGCCGCCUUUAUCUCUCGGCCCCCAGCUCUCUGCAGGCCGCCUUUAUCCCCCGGCCCCCAGCUCUCUGCAGGCCGCCUUUAUCCCCCGGCCCCCAGCUCUCUGCUGCUACCCUGCAUCUCACACGCACUGCUGCCGCUCCGAGUUACAGGCUCACGCUGACUCUGCUGCUUCUGUUUCAGGUAUCCCUGCAGGAGACCGGAAGCAAAAGGAUGCAGAGACACGCCAUAGAAGUGCAGAUCCUGUUUGCAGGCCAUACAGAGAGAGAGAAGAUCCUCCAGAGUCCAAAACCAAAGACAAACAGGAUUCUGAUGAAAACCCUCCAGAGGCGUCUUCGGGAGGAAACUGGGUGAUUGUGGGGAUCGUGGUGGCUGUGGUGGCUGUAGUGGGGGCUGCAGUUUUGAUCAAAAGACUGUGGAAUCGACAAGGAGAUGAAAAUCUGCCUGAUCCGGGACCAUCUGAACAUCCCCUGAUUAAUGCUGCCUCUGGCCCUGUUGGGGACAGCAGUGCUGAGAGGAUGGAGGAACUAGAGAAAACAGGCUGAAUAAUAACUCGGGUCAAGUCAGGUUGAGGAGCAUGCGUUGAGGCAGCACAUUGCCUCCCACCACACGACAAAACUCCUCGGGAUCCCGGUCAGCGAUGCCCCAGGCAGACACACCCGCCGGUAAUGGCCAUCCAUCUGCCACAGCCAGGUGUUAUGAUCCCGCGACGAUCCUGCGAGCUGGGUCACGCUGAGGGAAACGCAGGCAUAUUGGGUCUGUUAUGUCUCAGGCCUUCAGCAAGAAGAGAUUGUUUUGAGUACUGUGUGACCUCGCUUCGCGAUAGCUGCCUGCAGUCAGUUCCGCAGACCCUGAGGAAAGUUCGGACCUUGGAGAGACAGACAGCGGAACAAAAGGGGGGGGAGAAACCACCUGCAGGGAGAGAUUUGAAGCUGCCCCAGCUGGUGCACAGCGAGUUAUAGCUUUAUAGAAUAGGUGCAGUAGACAAUAUACAUGUUAUGCGGUAGUGCAAAUGUAUAAGUAAUUAUGUUAAUCAUAUGUUAACCAUGUAUUUGCAGUGAUUCAGUAACAAUGUGUUAAUCAUUAAUCAAUGGAAUGGAUUGGAUUUCAAUAGUUUUGUACGUUUAUUUUUUAUUUAUUUAAAUGUUGAUCAGGUUUUCUUCUAAA
Molecule: messenger RNA, 3427 nt
Organism: Brienomyrus brachyistius
Lineage: Eukaryota; Metazoa; Chordata; Actinopteri; Osteoglossiformes; Mormyridae
Product: proline-rich protein 36-like
Exons: 6
Coding region: 1537-2805 (422 amino acids)
Source: RefSeq, a predicted model, not a curated record